Verticillium alfalfae VaMs.102 is the source of this 4383-nucleotide messenger RNA. RefSeq lists its product as hypothetical. NCBI's taxonomy places the organism in Eukaryota, Fungi, Ascomycota, Sordariomycetes, Glomerellales, Plectosphaerellaceae. Bases 1 to 4383 code for a protein of 1460 amino acids. The transcript is spliced from 4 exons. Gene Ontology annotation, cellular component: nucleus. Gene Ontology annotation, biological process: telomere maintenance. The record is from RefSeq and is a predicted model, not a curated record.
AUGUUGGAAUCAACCGUGAGGCAGCUUGCCGGAACCGACCGAGACGCCAAGACCGAUGCCUACAUGAUGCUCGUUCGCGCUCUGCAAGCUUCCAACAACUUGCCCGACAGAGUGGCCCUGCAAAGCAAAAUGGGUCUCUUUGUACAGUUUAUUCAGCGUGACAUUGUCGCCAAAACGCCUGCUGGCACUUCUGAUUCGCCUCUUGUCAGCAAGGCCCUCACUCUUCUCGACACUUUUCUCUUCUUCCCAGCGAUUGCUUCGACGAUACCCAGCGACUUUGGCAUUUUCAUUGUUGACCAUUGCAUCCGAUCAUUCGAAGACCCGGCGCUACCCAAGGAUCUGGCACGGCGCCUGAUGCACGUCAUGGCAAAGCAGGAUUUCCCCCUGAGGGUCAUGACGUCCGACCGCAUCAAGAGGCUGGUGAGCGCGCUUCACGCCAUGGAUGGCCCUUCAAGGGGCAAGAUGGUCGUUGUUUCCCGCCUCAGGAUCUACGCUCGGCUCAUGAUACAGACCAAAGCGUACAUGGCCGUGCAUACCGAGUGGCUCAACGAUGUCUUGACAGACAUGUUGAGCAGCGUUAAAGACGUCAGAAACUCAGCUAUCAAACUCGGGUUCGAAGCAUCCUUUGUGUUUGGGAGAGAAAAGCUUCUUCAGCGCAAGUUCAUGGACCUCCUUGAAAUGUCCAUCGAGGAGAUGACCUACAUCGAGUGGUACCACGCACAGCUUCAAGAAAUGAUCAAGGGUGAUAGCCAGGACAAGGCCGCCGUCCCCAAGAUAUGGAGUGUCAUUAUCCUUCUUCUUCAAUACCCCCUCAACAAGUGGCGUUACUUCAACCCCUCCCUAAUGAUUAUCCAGAAAUGCUUCAACGUCGCUGAGUCGAAUCGCGAGGCCAAUUACGCCUGGAAUCGCUAUGUCUACACGGCGCACCUCGACGAACCGACUUUCCACAAGGUCCUACCGACUCUCUUCAUGCCGCUCGCCAGCCAGCUGAGCAAAUCAACCGUCUCGCCGGUGAAGCGUGAGCUUGUCAUGGGUGGUUUGUGUAACCUCUACUACUACGCUUUCAAACCCAAUACAAACCCAGCCCACCUUGACGCCUACUGGGACGUGAGCGUCCAACCUCUCACAGAUGCCCUUGUUCCAUCGGCAAAUAUCCCUGACACGCUGGACCUCCAUCUUCAACGUGCGACAGCGAUCUUGAUUGGUUUGCUAGACUCCUCCACCUUGCGUAUCUGGCGGGAUGACCGUAUCAAGGACAGCCCGACAGCGAAGCCCGAAGAGCUGCCCGUGAUUGAUUCCAAAUGGGUCCGACGCAACGCCCCACGAGUCUUCAAGGUCAUCAGCCCGAUAAUGGACAAGCACUUUUGUCAACUAGCAGAUCGAACAAGCUCGAUCCACAAGCUCUGGCGAGCAUUGGUGGGCUCAGUCGCCUUUGCGGCAUCCAAAGAGAUCAAGGUUUCGACCGACACCGCUACAUUCGUCUCUGAGAUGUUCGGCCUGCUUCUGAAGCACUGGCAGACUGGCAUUUCAACAGAAGGAGACACGACUGAGACAGCGCGGCAAUUCAUUCGUGCUGUGCAGGAAAUGGUCCUGACGGCAGUCGAAUCCCUUGGCCUACUACCCUUUACCGAAAAGAUGAUCUCCCUGGGACGACUAAGCAGCUUUAUUCCCGUUGCCACCCCAUCUCAUCGGCCUGGGAAGAACCUCGGUGAUGUGCGUUCGCCACUACAGCAUCUUUUCGGACUGUUCUCAAGACUGCCACCAGGCAUCCCUGACGACGAAACCUACCUCGAAUUUCUGCGCGCUGUUUUCUCGCCCUUCUUUUCGACCACCAAGUCGGCCAAGGCUCGGUCUGAGCUCGCCACAGAGAUGCUGCAGGCUGUCCCCAUCUGGUCUCCUACCACAUCUUUCUACCCUUAUGGACCUUGGGUGCUCGCUUCGGAAAGCAUGAUCGCCGCAAUGAGUAUAUCACAAAGCAGCAUUCAGACAACCAGCUCGAGCGGCGAUGUCAUUCUUGGACACGAGUACCGAUCCAUUGCCAGGAUGCUUGAAAGGGGGUGGAAAGAGACACCUAAUCUGCCACUCAAUUACUGGAAUGAGUUGUAUACAGCCCUAGCUAACCGUGCGGUUGAAGAGGUUGGCGAGCCUGGCAAGGCCAUUGGUGUGAUCGAGCCAUUAGCCAAGAUGAUCAGGGAAACUCUUCCCGCUGAUUCGUCUAUGGCUUUGCCACCCAAUGCCUUCCGUGUUGCAACCGAGCUACUUUCUUCAGCAAACCAUCCUCAAGAUCGACAUGCUCUGGAGGCAGCACGGCGCCGCGUAUGGGGGACAGCUGUUACCGGGUCAAGAGGCCCAUCGUUCGACCCUUUCGACCAUCUUUAUCAGCUCGUUGACCAUCUUUUGCUGCACUUUUAUGCCCUCGGCAGUUUGGAAGGUCUCGCUGAGGUCGCCACGCCUUUCUUUGAGGAAAUCUCCGACUUUUUGCUCCGUUGCAACCCAGUCCUUGUCCUCCGCACAAUCACCAACCUGGAGAGCGGCAUCUCGGUGUGGAUUCAGGACCAGCAAGGUAUUUUGAGCAGCCGUCGUGAUGGGGCUCAAACCGAAGCUGUCAAAAAACUUUGGACUACGGUCUGCAGCACGAUACUCUCCGGGGAACAACCUCAACUUGAAUCUUUUGAGAUGCUGCUCUGCGCUGGCUUCGAGAGCAAACACCGCCAAAUCGUGAACACUGCCGCUGAAGCGUGGAACCGCGUUUUUGAGGCUGCUGGUGAUGUACAAUACCCGGAAAGGCUGAAGGCUGUGCUCCUCUCCUCCCAGUCAGUUCUCGACCUGGUUCUUCCCGGCCUCCAGAUUCCCAGCAUACCCUCCGAAUCCCACAACCGAUCUUUUGUCGACUCCCAAGUCGACGUGCCGGCAGCGAUUUCGUCGUCUUCGCGAUCGUCUCGCCGGGGCGUUCUGACUUCAUCAAAGUCUCGCCAGCUUGCGUCUUCGAGUCCAGCUAGGUUGAACCUGGCGGCAAAACAGCUAUCAAGCAGUACCCCGAAAAGGACACGAAGCAGUGCCCGAAGCACGCCGAAGUCCCGACUGAGGCACGACGACUCGCAGCUUCACUUCACACCCGUCGAAUCCUCGCCGCUCGCUGGGGCCCAGGAAUCCCAGAUUUUGACGGAACGACAGCAGGAGGUCAGAGAGAGGCAGAAGGAUGCUGCCGCCAUCUUCCCCGGCCUCAGGAGUAGUCCUCUGAAGCACGAGGCGGCGGCGGCCCAGCAGUCAUCGUCCAAGAAUGGGAAGUCGUUCCAUCCAGUGUCGCUUCAGAGGCAAGACUACCAACACACAAGGAAGGAAGUGGUGGUCAUUGACGAAGACGAGGCCGAAGAUGAUGACGACGAGCCCCAACCCCUGACCCGCUCGGCGAAGAAGGCGCUCGAGCGCCAAGCUGACGCGGAAAAGGACGGCUCCUUCAUCAUGAGCGAUGGCGACGAGAACAGCAUGCUGCGGCUCGUCGUUGAGCUGGACUCGCGCCGUUGCAAGCUGCCCAUCAACCGUCACCCGGCCGAGUUUCCGUCUAAGCACGAGGACGUUAAGGAGGUCUUGGACUGCAUCACGGUCGUCGCGCCCGAGGAUGGUGAAGACGAGGAAGACGAGGCGCAGGAGAAGCCCCGCCGCAAAUCAAAGUCCAAGUCCCGCUCGCCAGGUCGUUCGCAGAGCGUCGUGGAAAUGUCCGCGCCGUCCUCAGCGAGUGAAACCUGCAGCAAGAAGAAGAAGCGCAAGAGGUCCGCGGCCGCGAGGGAGGAAUCGACCAGCAAGAAGGCGAAGCCGAGCCAGGAGGGCCUCCGCAGCCGUCAGACGUCGGUCCUCACGGAUCGCUCGGCGGCCUCGUCGUUCUGCUCCGACAGCCACGCCGGCGACGCGGAAGGCCCGUCCUCGCCGGGACACCCCUCGACGCCUGCCAAGGAGACGCGCGCCCGCAAGGCCUCGGUCACGCCCCGGCGCCGCAGCCGCAGGAUCUCCAGCGACGAAAAGGACACGGACACGGAGCUCGAGUCGCAGCUCGCGGCCGAACAGAUUGCCGCCAGCCGCAGCCAGUCGCUCGCUGUCGAGGAGGCCGUUGCUCUCUCGACGUCGGUGUCGCGGGAGGCUUCGAUGGACCUCAGUCACGACGUCACGCCUCGCGCUUCGCAGUCCGUCGCUAUACCGACCGUCGAGGAGAACGAGGAGCAGGACAUGGACGAGAGUCAGAAGCCCACCAUGCUCGACUCGCUGUCCGGCGUACUGGCGCAGCUCAAGUCGGCCACGCUCUCGCGAGACGAGGUCUACAAGAUGGAGGACGUCCUCAUGGAUAUCAAGAGGGAACUCUUUGCCGCCGAGAAGAGGGGAAGGGCAUGA